Molecule: messenger RNA, 4929 nt
Organism: Symbiodinium natans
Lineage: Eukaryota; Dinophyceae; Suessiales; Symbiodiniaceae
Source: the annotation of a GenBank genome assembly
AUGGCACUGUACGAGGCCAGAGGAUGGGGGUCCGAUGAGAGGCCCAGCAAGGGCAAGCAGCGACAAGGAGAAGAUCAACACAACGUCGACGCCUGGGAUGGGGGCAAAGAACCCGAAGCAACAGAGCUCAUCACCACUCGCAUCGCUAGCGUAGCCGAGCCGAUUCUGCGCACUGUGCUAAGGUUCCUCAAGGCCUGUGGUCGUGCUGUGGCGGGCGAGCUGCAGCCGGCGCUGCACGGAACAAACGAAACCAAUCUCUCGUCCAUCUACUCUCGAGGUCUACUAAUCCCCGGUGACUCAGGAGUCAAGGUCGUGAAUGGCUCGGUGCAUGGCGUGGGAAUCUACACAGCUUACACCCAAAGCGCAAGCCUCUCCUGGAGCUAUGCCCGUGGCGCGUCUAGGCCUGUGUUGGUCUGCGGGGUUCUGGACCCCAAGGCGCGAAAGAACGGAGACUCGCGGCUGGUUACCUACACACACGCUGCGCGCAUCUUCUUUAACGAGGACAUGGUCUCACCUUUGUUCGAGGCAUGCAUUGGCGGUGGGGAUGCCACUGCAUGCAUGGCAAGCACUGCGCCAAGACCCACUGUUGCAGCCAAGAUCCGGCUCGAACCGGAACCAGCGAAGCCGAAAGGUCCUGGGCCGCGGACGCGGCUGGCGCGCACCCUUCCCCUGCGCACGACGCAGGCCUUCCUGGCCCGGCGCGCGGUGGAGCUCGACAUUCGCCUCGGCCUGUCCUCCACUCUUCUGGAACUCCUUGCACAUGGAGACAGCGCUUGGCCAAACUCACCCGUCUUCUUGCACUGUGCCAUGCAUGCGGGCUACGCCGCCAAUGGCCAGUCCUUGGAGCCAUUCCUGCUCUUGGAGGAUGAGGUGGGUUGCUCGCAGCCGCUACCCCGCUGGCGGCUGCUGCAGUGGCUGCGACAGAGCCAGGACCAAGGCCGUAAGAGCCCCCUGAGCGCGGUGUUCCUCAACUGCUGUGACUCUGAGGGCAUCGCAGGCGCUUUCAUGGAGGCGGGCGUGCCGCACGUCAUCUGCUGCCGCGGCCGCGUCUUCGAUGGGGCCUGCAAGACCUUCACCAAGGCCUCAAAUCAAGCUCUGUCGGAGUCGAGUGACCUGCUUGGGGCAUGGAACAUGAAGCUCCGCAUACAGUCUGUACUUCACCCGGCAGCGGCCGCGGAGUUUCGGCGCCUCAUCAACGAGAGAGCUUCGAGGGGUGACCUCCGGGAUGCAGCUUUCUUGUGGGCUUCAGCAGUGGAAAUCCAGCAUUACCCACCUUUGGAAACCGAUGUUCCACGAGUCCCCGAACUCCCAGGUUUGUUGCCGCCCGUCCGUCAAGUGCCAUGCACGAGCAUUCCUUGUGCUCGUUGUGAUUGCAGCCGUGGAGGGUUCCAAUUCCCAUAUGUUGCAGUCGAGUUCAAUGCGGGCGUUCUGGUCAAGGAUGGCCGUUCGGCGGCUGGAGCCUGGGAAGAUUUUCACCGCUGCGGACACCGCUUGGGUAUUGCAGAGGUUCUGUGCCUGCAAUCAGGGCUUUUGGUGGAAGACAUCUUGCCCCCCAAUGCGGCCAAGCUUAUCAAAGUUGUUCAAACACAGACCGGCCCUCGGGGAGCGACCCCGCGUGACCUUUGGCGGGCCUGGAGAAGUUGGCAUGGAGGGCAGCGCAGGUGGAGGGACCCCUGCUGGGAGCCCGUUGCCAGUCGGGAAGAAGGCCGAGCCGACGAGAUGGCAAGGAGCGGGAGAUCUUUGUGGCAUUGGCUCGGUGCAGUCGAGGCCGGAUAUUCGCCACUCUUCAGUCCAUGCGUUGUCAAGCUGUUGUCUGCAAAGACUGUAUCUCCGAAUGCCGGCUCUGCUCACAGUAAGUCCGAAGUAGCAGGAGCAGCCCUGGCAGCAGCGCUCGCCAGCCAGAUGGCGGGCAUUUAUGCUCUCCAAGCAAUGGAAGACCCUUCCGCCCAGGGAGAGACCCUGGGAGAGCCGGAGGCUGAGACGGUGGUGGACCGCAUUGCUGCGCGGUCGGUCAGUCAGUACCGUGUGCGCUACGGGCUGGAAGAUGACCUGGACUUCUCCUACGCCUUCACCAGCUGGGAAAAGGCGAGAGACGCCGGAGGGCAUGCAGUCGCGGAUGCGUGGGCAGAAGUCUGCAAUGACCGCGAGGAUGGCGCAGCCCUCGGCUUUGUGCACCAGGCAGUGGAUGCGGCGGCAGCUCGACCCGCUGUGCGCGCGGCCGUAGUCAAGAAGCUCCAGCUGGGGCGUAUGGCCAGAUCCGUGAAGGAGCGUGCCGGGCAAAGAGCCUCUGAUGCAUCGGUGCCGGACAGCGAGGCAGCGAAUGAGCUAGCGCAGUUCAUGGAGGCAGCAGGGGCGCACGAGCCUGGAGAUCGGACCGAGCGGCGCUCGGCAGACUGGAAGAACCUCCUCUCUUCCUUGGCGGAGCGCAAGGUGAAGGAGGCGGAGCGUGCGACAGUGGAUGGCUGCCUUAGGUCCCUGCGUGAGCUCCUCCACUUUCAGUUGCUCCGAGGUCGAGCCGGUGGCCUGGCGGAUGUGGACAAGAUCGACCUCUUUGCCUUCCUGGAGCAAGGUACUAAGGCCCCCGUCCGUGCAUUGAAUGGGCUCAGGUGGUUCAGCAAGCACGCUUCCCUCGAAUGGGAGCUGGCAGAUUUGCAACCCUCGAGGCCAGUGCAAGCUGGGAAGGAGGGACCUUCCCAGGCAGCGGUGGCGGAGCCUAUCAUGCUGAGCGAGCUGGAGGCUCGGGUGGUGGAUCUAUGGCAGUUUGGCGAUCCACGGUGGAAUUGCCUCCUCGGCAACUGGAUCAUCUUCGCCGGUUGCGUGCGCCACAAGCACUUGGAGAGAUCCGUGCCGAUUUCGAUCACCGGAUCUACUGUGCACUUUUGGUGUCAGAAAGGAAAACAGGCUCACAACAGGAACGGCUUUGCCUGGGCGGUGCCAUCGCACUUUAUGUCAGGGUGGCCGUGGGCCGAGUACUGGUUGGAUUCGUUCAAAGGGCUGCCGCCGAGCAAGCAGCUCAAGUGUGGCGUUUGCUUUGAUGCCCACGGGAACCCGUGGGCAAUCCACGAAGUCACCAAAAUGGCCCAAGACGAAUUCCUCGGGGUCGAACCCCCUGUCACCACUUACAGCUGGAGGAGAGUGGCGCCAUCAGUGGGACUGCUGUUGCAGCUGGAUGAGCAGUCUAUGUUGUCGCUAUCCGACUGGCAGGACCGUAGCAAGGUGCAAGGUUCGGCGGCGGCGAUGCCACUGCACUAUGCAGGCACCAAAUAUGGGUUGUCAGUGCGGAACAAGCACCUGAUCUUGGCAACGGCUUCAAGAUGCUUGGAUUUUGCAUCUUGGGACGCAGUUUCCCCGCAGCUUCUUGUCCAGGACGACCCGGCGUUGCGCAAUACAGUGGCAGAGAAGGUGCGCUUGGAUGGGGACACCGUCUGGCAGGCGCCUGCGAGCUUCCCAGGCCCUGUUCGGAAGAAGGCUUUCCAAACCACAGCACUCCACAACCGAAGGCAGAUGAGGGCGGCUACCGCAGCGGGAGGGACCCGCAGCGCGGAGGCGGAGCCUACUAUGCCAGCGCAAGCGAAUGGCAGGGUGCUUUCAGCUUUCCUGAGGAACGGGAGCAGGUUGUGCCCGAACUUUCAGCUGGGCCGAUGCAGGGACGAUGGCUGCGUGCUGCAGCAUCAGUGCGCCGCUGUCCUGCGGUCAAGUCGCGUGUGCGGAGGCAGACACGCAGGGAAGGACUGCCGCGACAAGCGGCGCAUGAAGCCUGAGGAUGUGCCACGCCCAGUCCCACCGCCCGCCAAGGCGCCUACGCUGCCAGCGCCGUCGGCCGCAGUUCGCUUGAUUCCGGCCUCUGAAGGGCGGCGAGAAGAGCCGAGUUCGAGCGACAGGCGCGAGAGUCCAUCGGCGAGCUCCAGCGGAGUUCCGGAGCCGCGGCAUCCGCCGUCUGCGGCAGCCAGGAAGCGCAAUGCAGCAGCCAUGGAAGGCCUGGAAGAGGUUCCGGUGAAGCCUAUGCCUCGGGUGCCCAAGGCGGAGAUCAAGGUCAAGAAGGCGCCGGUUGGUUUCGCAGCGAAGUCAAGGCCGGCGCAGCCAGUGCGGCCGCCUCCAAAGGCCAUGCCCCGUGCCAAGUCGGGGCCUGAAGCCGCAGGAGCCAAGCCGAAGAGCAGACCUGCAUCGGUGAGGGACACCGAUGAGAGCUUCUUCGAUCGGCUGGCGGAGCGCAGCCUGGCUUUGGGAGACACGAGGGAGGCCUUGCAGAUCCCGACCACCGUAUACCAGAGUCGUGCAGGAGGUCGCUUGCUGUUGUCCGCCCUCCCAACGCAGGACAAUCGGGCCAACUUUCCGGUGGUGGACCUCCAGGUCACAGCUAUGGAGAAGUCAGCGCCGGCGAGGAAAGGCAUCAACUUGCCCAACGCGUUGGUUCGCCAGUUCAAUGUGACCUCGUCGUAUGGGCGCGACGAGGCCUUCGCAGAGCUCUUCCCCCUCAUCAAGCAUACGCUGUGGGAGGGGCGGCACGUCUUGAUACAUUGCAUUGCUGGGAGGCAUCGGGGUGGAUCCACAGCCGUGACUUGUAGGGCAAUCUUGAUGGGAGAGUCCCUUCGGGAUGCCGAGGAGCAUGUCAGGGCCCUCCGCGACAUAGAGCUACACAAGGUUCGCUGGCAGAACCGGUCUAUUGCGGAGUGGAUGGAGAAGGCGGUGCGGAGGACCAAUUUGGGAGCGGCGCCGCCGGUGCCGGUAGCCUACAUUGCGUCCAGGAACUCGUUGCUCCACCUGGAGACUGAAGGGGGAGUGACCCUCUGUCAGCAUCGCCAAGUUGCGGGCGCUCGCAGCUUAGUAUCCCCGAUGCGCACUUCGGACAAGUUCGAAGCCUUUGCAUGGCAGAAAGAGCAGUGCAGAGGUUGUUUCAGUCUGGCCGGAGCCCGAUGGCAGUCUCCAUGA